GGCUCUCAGCUAAUAAACUGUCAAGUGGAUCCUUGCUGCUUAGUCCUUUGUGGGAGCCUCUGGGCUGGAAGCAGCUGGGGACAGGCAGAGGUGAGGAAAGCAAGUCCCUAGGGAGCAGCACUAUUGCAAGCUUCUCCCACCAGUCUCUGGAGCUGCUGGGAGCAGGACUGUGAGCUCAGGGUCUGCUUUGGGGUGCAGCUUUGGAACAUGGGAAGCAAAGAACAGGGCUGAGGAGCAGCUGGGGGCGCCGUAGGGCACAGCAUCUCCCAUGGUGCCCUGCUGGGGGCGCCCUAGAGCACAGCAUCUCCCAUGGUGCCCUGCUGGGGGCGCCCUAGAGCACAGCAUCUCCCAUGGUGCCCUGCUGGGGGCGCCCUAGAGCGCAGCAUCUCCCAUGGUGCCCUGCUGGGGGCGCCCUAGAGCGCAGCAUCUCCCAUGGUGCCCUGCUGGGGGCGCCCUAGAGCACAGCAUCUCCCAUGGUGCCCUGCUGCUGCGCACGCACGGGGCGAUGCGGCCGGGCCGGGGGCUGCCGCCGGCCAAGCGGCCAAAGGUGGCUGUCCCCCCGCGCCCCGCCGUGCUGCCCGGCUCCCCCCCGCGCCCCGCCAUGCUGCCCGGCUCCCCGCCGCCGCCGCGCCGCCUCCCGCCCGCCGCCGCCUGCCAGCGCCGCGGCUUGCCGAUCUUCCAGGCGCGGGGGCGACUGCUGGGUCAGCUCCGCGGCCUGGACUGCGCCGUCCUCAUCGGCCCUGAGAACACAAACCUUCAAGUCCAGUCGUGCUGAGGGAGGAGAAACAGGCUCAGGGAAGACCACUCAGGUCCCUCAGUACCUCUAUGAAGCGGGCAUUGGCCGCCAAGGCAUCAUUGCUGUGACCCAGCCUCGCAGAGUGGCAGCUAUAGCCUUGGCCACCAGAGUCUCCAGUGAGAGGACAACAGAGCUGGGGAGACUGGUGGGCUACACUGUGCGCUUCGAGGACCUCAGCUGCCAGGAGACGCGCAUCAAGUUCCUGACAGACGGGAUGCUGCUGCGGGAGGCCAUCGGCGACCCCACCCUGCGCAGCUACAGCGUGGUCAUCCUGGACGAAGCCCACGAGAGGACCAUCCACACCGAUGUGCUCUUCGGAGUGGUGAAAGCUGCGCAGAAGAGGCGAAAGGAGCUGGGCAAAGUGCCUCUAAAAGUGAUCAUCAUGUCAGCCACAAUGGACGUGGACCAGUUCUCCCAGUACUUCAGCGGAGCCCCUGUGCUCUAUUUGGAAGGCAGGCAGCAUCCCAUUCAGAUCUUCAACACCAAGCAUCCUCAGAGUGAUUACCUGCAGGCAGCACUGGUGUCAGUCUUCCAGAUCCACCAGGAAGCUCCCUCUUCUCAGGACAUCCUGGUGUUCCUGACUGGUCAGGAGGAGAUUGAAGCAAUGACCAAAACCUGUCGUGAUAUUGCCAAGCACCUCCCCGAAGGCUGCCCACGGAUGAUGGUGAUGCCUCUUUAUGCCUCUCUGCCCUACUCACAGCAGCUCCGAGUCUUCCAGGCUGCCCCCAAGGGCUGCCGCAAGGUGAUCCUCUCCACCAACAUCGCAGAGACCUCCAUAACCAUCCCAGGAAUCAAAUACGUGGUGGACACAGGCAUGGUCAAAGCCAAGAAGUACAGCCCUGACACCGGGCUGGAGGUGCUGGCGGUGCAGCGCGUGUCUAAGGCGCAGGCCUGGCAGCGUACGGGCAGGGCAGGGCGCGAGGCCAGCGGCGUCUGCUACCGGCUCUACACCCAGGAGGAGUUUGACACCUUUGACAGAAUGACAGUGCCUGAGAUACAAAGGUGUAACCUGGCCAGUGUGAUGCUGCAUCUCCUGGCCCUGAGAGUGCCCAAUGUGCUCGCUUUUGACUUCAUGUCCAGACCAUCUCCUGUUUUUACAGAGCAGCCAUGGGUUACAGCAGAGAGCUGGAGAGCCUCCAGCUGCCAGAGGGAGCAGGGAGCAGUGUGGAGCUGUGGAGAGCAUGAAGAGGCGAUUCAAGCAGCAAUUGAGCAGCUGGAGCUGCUGGGAGCUGUGGAACGGAAGGAGAAUCAGCUUGUCCUGACUCCCCUUGGCAGGAAGAUGGCAGCCUUUCCUCUGGAGCCAAAGUUCUCAAAAACAAUCCUCCUGUCCCCCAAGUUCCACUGCACAGAGGAGAUCCUCAGCAUCGUGGCACUGCUGUCUGUGGACAGUGUCCUGUACAGCCCCCCUGCACGGCGAGACGAGGUGCAGGCUGUCAGGAGGAAGUUCAUCUGCAGUGAAGGGGACCACCUGACCCUGCUCAGCAUCUACAGGGCCUUCAAAAACGUCAGUGGCAACAAGGACUGGUGCAGAGAGAACUUUGUCAACAGCAGGAACAUGAUGCUGGUGUCCGAUGUCAGAGCUCAGCUCAGGGACAUUUGUUUGAAGCUAUCGCUGCCUAUGGAGUCGUCGCGCUCCGACAGCACCAAUGUCCGCCGCUGCCUGGCCCACAGCCUCUUCAUGAACGCCGCUGAGCUGCAGCCCGACGGCACCUACAGCACCCUGGACUCUCACCAGCUGGUGGCCAUCCACCCCUCCUCUGUGCUCUUCCAGUGCAAGCCAGCUUGCGUGGUGUACAAUGGGCUGUUGCACACCAGCAAGUGCUACAUGCGGGACCUGUGCGUGGUGGACGCCGAAUGGCUCCACGAGGCCGCGCCAGAAUACUUCCGCAGGAGGCUGCGGGUGGCGAGGGACUGACCGGGGCUGACCUGGGGCUGGCCAGGGGCUCUGCCACCACCGGGCCCCAGGAAUUGGUGGGCUCACCCUGAAGACCUGUGCUGUGUUUUGUAGUGAGUGUACAGACGCAGCAGAGCUUUGCCUUGCAGAUCAGAUGAGAAGCAGAGAGGAAAAUGGCUUCUCGCCGAGAGCCACAUCUCAGACGCCUGCCUGGCUGGGGACAGGGCUGGAUGUGCUGCUGUGUGGUGUCUCCUGUGCACACUGUGUGUGACAGAUCUGUGCUGGGGGAAGAGUGCAACUUAGGGCACCAGAGUCCAGUUUGUCACUGCAAACAGCAGUUUUGCAGGCUCAUUGUAUACAGGGAUGUGAAAUCCAAGGAGCUCCCCUGAGCAGGCUGGGGCUGUUGGACGACUCUGCUUGAAUCCUGAGCAGUUUCAUCAGGAGAGAAAAGAAAGGACAAAAAUGUUUUCAGUGUCUACAUCCAGGGGAAAAAACCUUCUUUCACUCUUUCUAGAAAGGAGGUGCUACUGUCUCUUACCUCAUCAAACAUCUCUUUGCCUGCUCUUCACGUUCACUGAUUUGGGACCACACAAAGGUCAGGAGUGGGAAUGUCUGCUUGGCUAAAGCCUUCAUUGCUGGUGGCUAAGCCUGAGGGGCUGCUGGUGGUUUCUGGCGUUUCCAGAGCGCAGCUGUGCCAGUUGGUCUCAGAGGAGCUGCAGGGAAUUCACACAGCACUGUGCCUCUUGGCUUUAUAGCCUCCGCAUUUGUAGGGAAAGCAGAGUCUAAGCACACUUUGUUUGGGCAGGCUGACUGAACAAGGGGAGGAUGGGUCCUGGAUUUGCCCCAGAAUAAAGAAAUGAGGGCAAAAAGUCAA
Molecule: messenger RNA, 3564 nt
Organism: Pogoniulus pusillus (Red-fronted tinkerbird)
Lineage: Eukaryota; Metazoa; Chordata; Aves; Piciformes; Lybiidae
Gene: DHX33
Product: DEAH-box helicase 33
Exons: 14
Coding region: 474-2711 (745 amino acids)
Biological process (GO): positive regulation of transcription by RNA polymerase I
Cellular component (GO): nucleolus; intracellular anatomical structure
Molecular function (GO): helicase activity; ATP binding; double-stranded RNA binding
Source: RefSeq, a predicted model, not a curated record